Coregonus sp. 'balchen' is the source of this 31580-nucleotide messenger RNA. NCBI's taxonomy places the organism in Eukaryota, Metazoa, Chordata, Actinopteri, Salmoniformes, Salmonidae. The record is from the annotation of a GenBank genome assembly.
GUCUCAGCAAUACAUGUCUCAACUCUCAAAAGUUUGAGCCGGCAGAAUGCCUUGAUAACAACCAGAAGCCCUGUCAGAAAGGAGGUGGGGGAAGGGGGGCUGCAACCUGCAGUCAUCAAUAUCUGCAGGCCAUCUGUCAUAGGGGUCUAUGGGGGGGGGCGCUCUGUCUCAACUCACAGAAGAAGGACAUAUGUUGCACCUACAGGGAGAGGAGAAGGACCAAAAAGACACAGAGAUGACAGACAGAGGUGUGUGGAGAGAGUUGAAAACAACGAGAGAAUGGAAAGCAAGUAAGAAAGAGAUGGCGUUUGUAGAUGACAGUCAGGCUACAGUGUUUCAAAUGGUAGGCAUGUGUCUGAGAAAGGUCCUUGAUUGAUUUGUCAGUAACUGAUUGAUAUACCUUUCAAACCUUGACUAGAACUCAGUGAUUGAGGUUUGUCAUCCCUAAUUUCAACAACCUUGAAAGAAGAACAUAACUACACUGAAUUUAAGGGUAUAGGGCAGGCUAUCUGAAUUUGUAUUAACCUAUGAGUAGGCCUACUUUACCUAUAACUUGUUCCACACUAUUGCCAUGUUAUAACCACAAGUGCUACCAACAUUAUUUUAUUGACUAAAUUAAUCUGAUUGUGCAUUUUUGCACACUACAGUAUAUUCAUCAGUUUCAUUACAUAUUGCAAAAAAAUUGGUAGGGUCACCUGCUAAUACGAUUCUGAGGAAGGCAUUCUAAGAAAUGAAAGCUUCCUUUCAGUCAGUGGUGGAAAAAGUACACAAUUGUCAUACUUGAGUAAAAGUAAAGAUACCUUAAUAGAAAAUGACUCAAGUAAAAGUGAAAGUCACCCAGUAAAAUACUACUUGAGUAAAAGUCUAAAAGUAUUUAGCUUUAAAUAUACUUAAGUAUCAAAAGUAAAUGUAAUUGCUAAAAUAUACUUAAGUAUCAUAAGUAAAAGUAUACAUUUCAAAUUCCUUAUAUUAAGCAAACCAGACAGCACCAUUUUGGUAGUUUUUUUUAAAUUUACGGAUAGCAAGGGGCACACUCCAACACUUAGACAUAAUUUACAAAAGAAGCAUGUGUGUUUAGUAAGUCCGCCAGAUCAGAGGCAGUAGGGAUGACCAGGGAGGGAUGUUAUCUUGAUAAGUGUAUGAAUUGGACCAUUUCCCUGUCCUGCUAAGCAUUGCAAAUGUAACGAGUACUUUUGCGUGUCAGGUAAAAUGUAUGCAAUUUUAUUUUGGUAUGUAGUGGAGUAAAAGUAAAAGUAGUCAAAAAUAUAAAUAGUAAAGUACAGAUACCCCAAAACACUACUUAAGUAGUACUUUAAAGUAUUUUUACUUAAGUACUUUACACCACUGUUUUCAGUGACACUUUGAAAGCUCAAGCAUAUUUGAGGAGUUGCAAUGAGAGAAAGGGAAGAAGUUGGAUUAGAUUUGUGACUUCAUGUGGUCCGCGACCCCUUUGUGUUCCUUUUCAAUGAGCAUUGUUUUGGAACGCUGACAGUGUGCGCCGCUCUCAUUGGCUGUUUUAGGAAACAAUAACAGGACCGGUGGCCUCUGAUUGGUUCAACCCGACAGCUACCCAAUACCCCCUCUCCGACUGAUACGUUUCUCUACCCAACUUUAUCUAGUAUGAAGUAAAGUUGCUUGUGUUUGGAAGCGGUGUGCAAAGCGACAUUUCACCGCAAAGAUGAAGAUGAAGCUGUGUAAAACGUUUUUAGGUGAGUAGCCUAUGGAUUAUCUGUUUCUCUCUCUCUCUUCGGUAAACUAUGUGUUGAUGGCUAACUGAACUCAGGUUAGGAGCAGAAGUGACGGUCUGAGCAUCGUUCACUUAUUUGUCUGUUAGGAUAGGACUUGCUCUUUUGCAUGUCUUUUAUUCAAGAAUUUGAAUUAUCUUAUAGUCUGUUUAUGCUGCAUUAUUUGAUAUAGGCUAUAGAUGUUUAAACCUAUACUAAUUUGUUAAUUUCGUAAACUGUGUAGCCAAGUGCCUAAUUUAAAGACACAGUAGCCCAUUGAUUGUAAGGAAAGUGUCAGUAUUUGCAUUGGCUUAUCACUAGGAUAGAUAAACGGGUUGGUUGUUUAGCAACAAAACCGACUUGUGAGGAACUAUGGGGGAAAAAAAGACGGGGUUGGCUUAGAAUGUUGGCAACAUGUAAACUAGCCUAUAUUUAGUCUCCAAUAUUUAUUGAAAACCUAAAUACAUUUGCACAAUGGGCACUUGUAGUCUCACGAAUACGUUACAGCUGUUGGUUAGCUACCUAGCGAUUUUCAGUCAUAACACCUCAAAACAAGACAUGAUGAUAUCAAGAACAAGAGGAAACGAGCCAAUUCCCCACAUGGCAGUUUGUCAUUCUUGCUAGCAAUUUGGCCAUCCAAGAAUCACAACAACAUGCUGACUUCUGCCCCAUGGAAGCCUGCACAUCAAUUUCGUGAUGUUGUCAGCUAACCCAUCUAUAGGCUAGCAUCUUCCAGCCACUAGGCAUACUAGACACAAACAGGUGGCAUCAACUUUAUUUAAACAUAGUCUAAUUAUGUCCAGGUGACUGCUUUGUAUUUUAUUUGCAAUAACUCAUGAACUCUAUUUACACAAUGUAAUUUUCACCCAAAAUGUAUGGCAGCAAUAGAGUAGUGAGGAGGAGGAGUCUACCAUGUCAGGAAGCGACUUCACCUUAUAGUUUCUGUAUUCAGGGUUCACUCAAACAUGUUUUAAGCUUUGUUUUAGUAUUGACAGUUACAGCUGAUUUCAGGAUUGUAUAUUGAUUCACUUGCCUUAAAUAAUAUAAGUAAUCUGAUAUAUUUGUUUCAGUGUCUGAAUUGUUUAAUCAAACUUUUCGCCUCCAGCUCCUGAUAUCAGGGCAUAACAACUACAAUCUGUCUCCUGAAUUAGCCCAGCUAGGCACACAUGUGCACUAAGGCCGAGCCAUUUCUCUGCUUUUCCCUGGUUUCCAAUAGUUACCACAGCCACAAAAUCAAAUUUGUCUCUAUCGUAAAUAUUCAGGAAAACAAAAAUUUGCUUUUUGGUCUUAAUUUAAGGUUAGGGUUAGGUAUACGGUUAACACGCAGUGAGGUUAGUGUUAAAGUUAGGGUUAGGUUUGAAAUCAGAUUUUAAGAAGAUACAUUGUAAAUAGGGUUUAUGACUUUGUGGCUGUGGUAACUAGUGACGUCCGUUUUCCCUGGCUAAACUAGCUGGCUAGCUGAACUAUGCUAGUUUUCGUCCUCAUUGCCAAACUUCAUACACUUAUACAGUCAUGUAACAAAAAAAUUCGCUGGAAGUAAACUUAAAUUAUUUAUUGUUGUAUUGUUUGUUGUAAAACGACGGUGGCGAAGGAUAUCGUUGGUACUUAAAGCGGAUCCAAGUUCAGUUUUGACAUCCACCGGCGUUUCUGACUGUAGGAACUGUGAGAACGGGCAACCUCGCCCCGCUUGGCUCGAUGGGAUAUGUAGUGAUUUUGCCAACACAUCCAUCUAUGUAUGCCUACACAGUCUUGUACCCAGGGAUGAAGCGCGGCCAGAGCGCGACCCUCACCUUUUUCAAUUUGACAAUACCCCGAGCUGGUAAAAAAAAAAUCUGGAAAAUUAGCCUAUUUCUGAAGCUGAAUCAAUGUCCCGCUUGAUCACGUAGGCUAAUGAUGAAUUAGUAUUUUACAUAACAGAACCGAAUAUAAUAAUAGCAUAGGAGGCCUGUAACAUUACUGUUACACCAAAAGCACCUCCUCGUUUCUAGUGAGAUUUUAGGAUAGUUAACUGAAGCUGAGUUUCUUUUCUCAUGCGGCCAAAGCUCAACAGCGCACGCCAGUAGAUAAGAUACAUGCUUUGAUUUGUUUGUUAACACCAUCUGCUCUAACUUGCUCACGAAACAGUAAUGUAAAUUCAUAUUCUCAUGAAACUGAUGGUGCAGACGCAGUUUGGGCAAACGUGAAGAAUUAUAAUUGACAGUGAUGAUGUCCUAUUUUGAAAUUAGGUAGGUAUGCCUAACUUGGUGUUUGAGGGUAUUAAACAUAGAACAUUUCUUGAGACAAUAUGUGGGGGUAUAGGCAGACAUUGCAAUUGGAGGAUACAUUUUAUGCAUAUUCUAUAGGCUGAUAAUAUUCAAUGCUACAUCUGUCAGUACAAACUUUGAUUGAGAAAUGAUGAUGUAAUAAAUAAAUAAAAAUGGCACUACACCACUGCUUGUACCCUUAACCUUUUUUAAACUGACUAUCAUAUUUUUCAUACUGGCCCCCGUGGGAAUCGAACCCACAACCCUGACGUUGCAAGAGCCAUGCUCUACCAACUGAGCUACGUCUCCUCACCACUCUAUAAACUAGUCGACAAGGUCAAUGAAAUGUUUUUAUUUUUUAUUGCACAGUUGCUGAUUUUCAGUUGUUUAUGAAAAGUGUUUCUGUAGCCUGCAUGACCGAAAUGAUAUCAACAGAAAAACAAUGUUGAAUCCUAACCACACAAGGCCCUUUGUGCUGACCAAAGAUUUCCUGAACUCACAUUCCGUCCAGACACUUUGUUAGACAAAGGAAAGUUGUGUCCCUUCAGGGAUUAGUGGUUCUUAACUCUGUACAGGAGACGUCAGGCUGCAGGCGUAUUAAAAAAGUUUUGUGCGGGGUGGGGGAGUCUGUCAGAUUGGUCCAUCUGUUGGUGGGGAGUCGAAAGUGUAGCCUACCCUCUCGUCGGUCGCCCCCUAUGUAAUAUUUAUACAGCCCGUCCCAGUCACAGCAGAUCCGAAGCUAAUUGUAUUCCAGAGCAGGGCUGUCCAUCUGCACUGGGGCUUUAAGAAGUGCCUGAGAUUAGAUGGGGGAGAAAAAGGUCCCAGCUGGUAACCGAAGAGGAGGUGUCUCUUUAAAUAUGCAAAACUCUUUCGAAGUUGCUCCAGCUUUAACAGUGCCAAAAUUUGGAUAAUUGUUUCUAGUUUUGCAACCGGACGUCUGAUGGGUAUAGACUAGGCCUGCUAGGCUAUAGACCUAUGCCCAAUAAGUAAAAACAUUUAGUUACAUUCACUCAAAAGUGUAUACUAGUCAUUUAUUAUAGCCUAUUCGUUUUGUUUAAGUUACUGAUUGGGUUUCCACAUUUGUAUAGGCAUAGGCUGCAUGAUUUAAUUAUUAGAAUUAGAUUAUGGUCAUAUAUUCAUGGUUAUGUUAGCAUUUAUUAACAAAUAUUUAAACCUUGUUCUAAUUCAUUAUUUUUUUGCGUUACAUUAUAUUAUUUUCAUCAAAACAAAAGUUUUUCGUUUGAUACUUUGGAUGAUGUAGGCCUACACAAAGUGCUACGAAGAGUUUGUUUACAACAGACGCCAUGCAAUUCGAAUAAAUUGUUAAAUGAACAAAACAUCGGCUUUUGAAGUUAACUUUGAAGAGUUUUCUAUCGGUGUGCAUUGGAAAGUGGUUUAUAUUGAGCUGUGAGAGUAAUUACCACAUUUAUAAGGCCAAAUGUCAUGUUCAUGGACGGCCGUUUUAGCAGUGGUCUAGCUACUGUCCAUGGUGCUGAAACUAAGGCACGCGCCACCCGAGCGCUGUCCGGGACGCUGAACUCUUCAAGAUCCUUGCACUGUGCUUAGAUUUACCUCGAUGCUGAUGUUGAUUGAGGGUGUCGAGUCUACAGAUAAUUUAUGAUUGAUGUAGCAUGAUAACUGAUUUAAAAAAAUUACCGGAGUACCCGAAGCCCUGCCCCUCUUAGCCUAUGUUGUGGGGUUUGCUAUGGUGAUGUCAGAGUAUGGGGGAGGGGUGAACAAUGGCCCAUGAGCGAAAGGUAAGGCAAUAUUACGUAUUCUGGCUGACAAAGGCAAAUGAAGCCAUGUUUUUUUGCUUAUGCAUUUUGGAGUAGGCUAUUCUAAAUUUAAAGUUGGAGUAAUGCCGCUUUUGUAAACUGGAGACUGGCGGAAGAGCACUCAGCUCUGGAUUAUGUUUGAUGUCUCUAACGGUCAAUGAGGGCGGUGCGGGGAUAUUGUGUACGUUGUAUUCAAUGCUGAGCAGAAGUUGUUGAAAUAGGGAUCAGGAAGCCCGUCUUACCUACUUGAAAACAACGAAGCAACCAGAGCCAUUCAAGAAUGGUAGGCUAUUUAUAAAUCAUAUUACGUUUACAAUUCUGCAGUAUAUAGUUACAUUAUUUUGUUCCCCAAAUUCGUUUGAAAUCAGAUUGUAAACCUAUCCUUUCGCGAAUAUCUUUUGGUUUCUAUAAUGGACGUCCCGGUCUUAAUUCUUAAAGAUGCAGUCUCUUUAGGCUGCUCAUUCAUAUAAAACACAAUUUAAUCUUAUUUCACAUAACCUUCAGUAUCAUAGACAUUAUGGACUGAAAAAGCAGAACACACAGUUCUGUUAAUCCAAAGGUAAUCCAAAGGUAAUCCAAACGACCAGAGAAUGUCAAUUCGGACAAAUGACGGAACUCUUUUGUAUAUUCCCCUUGAAAAAAACGUUUAUCGUUUUGAUAUGAGUUUCAGAAUAAGCUCUAAUGUUCACAGUUUGUAAAAACAUGAAUGUGUGAUUUGUAGCCGAUUUAGUGUUGCUUAGGGUUACUGAAACUUGAAGAAAAGCAUAAUGUUGAUAAGUUUGAAAGCUUUAGGCCUUGUACAGUAGCCUAUGUCAUUGUAUUUUAUGGUUUACCCUUUCUUUACAUUAUGAAGAGCCUAUAGAAAAAGUAGGAGAUAUCAGAUAAUAUUUGAAGCUAGGGAUAUUUGUUUCGAUUUAGGGUGCUAUUGUGAAAGUCCUUUAUGUUUUUGCAACCAAGAGAGGCAUAGGCCUUUAAUAAACGCAAUGUUGCCUACUUUUCUUGUUCCUAUCUCGUCUUCUAUGUUUUUUGUCUUUGUAGUUCAGUUGUGGAUGUUCACUCGAUGACCAAUUAAGGCCUAAACCUGCACGUUUAUUUUGUUACAAAGUGGCUUUGCAAUGGGCCUACUGCUGCGUUACUAAAUAAUUUGCCUAGUGCUUUGCUACUCGGCUCGCAGGAGGUUGUGUGUCGAUGACUGUAAAGUGUGUCGGUAGGAGUCUGUGUGUGUGUGGGGGGGGGUGGAGCUACAUUUCCGAGAGCCAAUGCGCCCCUCAAAUGUCACCAUCUCCCGGGGCUAUGUGCGCUCAGAGUGCCAUUUAUAACGAGUUUAUUAAUAUAGUAGCACUAGAAAAACCCACCCAAGCUUGAUAUUUGAAGGCUCUCUCUCUCUCUACAGCAAGGACUGAUUAAAUCGAAGGCGUGGUGCCAUAGCCUUUCAUACAGAGUGAGUGUGUUAGGUCGUGUUAGCACCAUGGACAGCGAGCGCCGUGGUGUUUUUGUGCAAAGCCGAUAAACAAAGACACGAAGCACGUUCUCUUUAAACCCACAAUCAUAAAUCAUUUGAAUCUAUUCAAAUGUGUCCUACAGUAUGCCUUUAGGUCUAAUUCCAUUAUGUGUAAUACAUUAUAAAAAUAGCAUGGUCGAGGCCUUUGCUUUGGGUAGGCUAGCUGCUCUGGUGAGCAGAUAUGCAUUUCUGUUGUACAGUUUAAUAUUUCAGGAUAUAUGAUUCAUGGCUAGUUUAUUAAAGGCUAUUCCUCAAAUAAUACAAUUACCACCAGUUAUAGGGCUAACCGUCCAUCCAUAUAGUAGGCGUAAUCAUAGGUAGGCCUAAUAUGGUAUAAAAUGAUACAUUAUUUUUGCACAUUGCUGAAUGUUUUACACAACAUGAACACUGUACGCGUUGCCUCAACAUCAUUGCUUAAUUGAGAGCUCUAGUGAUAACACACGGGCAGGCCUUGUGUAUUGUUCUCUUAUAUUUCUCUGGGAGAAUCCCACACACAACCCGAUUGUCUAUGGCAGGGCUCUCCAACCCUGUUCCUGGAGAGCUACCCUCCUGUAGCUUAGACAUUUUUUUCCCGUUACAUUUCAUUCAUUUAUCAGACGCGACUUACAGUAAUGAAUGCAUACAUUUUCGUACUUUCUCAUACUGGUCGCCCGUGGGAAUCGAACCCACAACCCUGGUGUUGCAAGCAGCAUGCUCUACCAACUGAGCCACACGGUUGUAACUAACAGUUGUAACUAACCUGAUUCAGUUUAUCAACCAGCUAAUUAUUAGAAUCGGGUGCGCUAGAUUAGGGUUGGAGUGAAAACCUACAGGAGGUAGCUCUCCAGGAACAGGGUUGGAGAGUCCUAAUGUAUGGGGAGCUCCAAGGGUCUAGGGCGGCAGGUAGCUUAGUGGUUAAGAGCGUUGUGCCAGUAACCGAAAGGUCGCUGGUUCUAAUCCCCGAGCCGACUAGGUGAAAAAUCUGUCGAUGUGCCCUUGAGCAAGGCACUUAGCCCUAAUUGCUCCUGUAAGUCGCUCUGGAUAAGAGCGUCUGCUAAAUGACUAAAAAUGUAAAAAAUGUAAGGGACGAGGUGCCCACAUGAGGCAAUAGCUGUGUGGAUGUAGUUCGUAAUGUAUAGUAGGCCUAAAAUGAAACAGCUGGGUCACGCGCUCAUGCUAUACAUUGUUCACGGGUGAAACGCUGUGUCAUUGUAGAAUUAGAAUACAGUUCUAUAGCCUAAUGGGUGCAAUAAUAAUAAUAUAAUAACAGUCAUGGUUAUUUAUGAACCAUCAACCUGUUUUACCUGUAGCUCUGUCCAGAUUGAACAUUAAAUGAUUUCUGGGUUGCUCUACAAGGAUAAUUUUGUGUACACGUUUAAAAAAAAUAAACAUUCUGUACACAAAUAAGAUUAACACCAACAAACAAAAUGACAUGAUGUAGUAAAAUGAACUUGCCAUACAUGGAAAAAAUAUAGUACGUAACACAGUCAUUACUUACAUCACUAACGGGUUAGGAUGUCACCAGUGCAGACAAUAUAGGUAGUGAUGUAUAACCAUGACUUUGUGUCCAAUGUCUCUCCUCUCCAAUAGAAAAUGAGUUCAGAGGCCAGCUGCUGAACCAGAGGUGGACACGAGGGGACAGAAUAAGCAGAUUCUGUGAGGUCAAGAGGAGCCUGCGAAUCAAAGUGAGAAGCUGUGUUUGUGGUUGUGUGUGUGUGUGUGUGUGUGUGUGUGUGUGUGUGUGUGUGCACGCACACAUGUACCUGUGUCUGUGUGAGAAAGAGCGAGAGAGAAAUAGAGAGUUAAUGCUUCGUGAUACCGAUGAGUAGUGUCAGAAACAGUGACCCUCCCAUUUCACACAAAAUCUAUCUCACUCUCCUCUCUCUCUUCCUUCCCUCCCUAAACGGAAGGAGGUCAUUCAUUUUUCCUUUUAACAGCUUCUAUUAGAUUUGAUAAGGGCUCUGCUUUUGUAACCAGAUCUUGCUCCAUUGAGGAUGAGGGACCCGAGUGGCGCAGUGGUCUAAGGCACUGCAUCGCAGUGCUAGCUGUGCCACUAGAGAUCCUGGUUCGAAUCCAGGCUCUGUCGUAGCCGGCCGUGACCGGGAGACCCAUGGGGCGGCGCACAAUUGGCCCAGCGUCGUCCAGGGUAGGGGAGGGAAUGGCAGGCAGGGAUGUUGGUAGAGCAUGGCGUUUGCAACGCCAGGGUUGUGGGUUCGAUUCCCCCGGGGGGCCAGUAUGAAAAAAUAAAUAAAUAUGUAUGCACUCACUAACUGUAAGUUGCUCUGGAUAAGAGUGUCUGCUAAAUGACUAAAAUGUAAUGUAAAAAAAUGGAAGGUUCCACCUGACUUUGAAAUCAGUAUGAAUGUUAUGCGUAUGUGUUAGGUUAUGGGUGUAUCUGUGUGUGGGAAGAGGAAGACAGGGGGAAAGAUACAUUGAUAGUGCUAUGGUACUUGCAAUGAGGCACUGUAUGCAUUGAUGAUGCAGAAUAAUUGUAGAGAAGUCACUCAAAAAGUGAAGCUGUGUGUGUAUGAGCAUCAAUAUGUGUACCUGUGUGUCUAUGCAGUAUAUGUUUGUGUGUGUGUGUGUGUGAGAGAGAGAGAGCGAGAGCGAGAAAGAGAGGUAGUGAGUUCACUGUCAUGACACUGUGUGUUUCAGAUGAGUCAGGAAGCAUCAGAAACAAGAACACGGACCCGCUCAAAAGGCAUCCGAGGUGAGCUGGGGCCACACACAUGCACACACAAACACGUGAUAUUAAUGGAAACAGCUUCAUUUGGUGUGUAUUUAGGAUAAGUGUGUCUUUUGAUGUUCACUGUCUGUCAUUUUACUCCCCAGUACCCAUUGAACUGGUGGGAACAGAGUUAAGGUGAGAGAGGAUGAUGUUUUCUGUAUAAAUCCACCCACACACUUUUCCUAUUACUGUAUACAUGUAGCCCUUUCCUGAUAACUGCAAUAUGGGUCCAGUACACUAAAACCAGAGCAUGCAGAUAUUCAGAGCAAAUAAACUGGGCUGACGAUGAACUGAAAAGCACAUACAGAGUUUGAACGUAUCCAUUGUGCAACAUGAAGAAAACACAUGUUUGUUUUCUGUUUGUAUCACUAAGUAGCUGCCCCACACCCGGAUGCGAUGGUUCAGGCCAUGUCAGUGGGAGAUAUUCACGACACAAAAGGUACGACAUACUAACUAUACUAACCACCGCCAACUAUUAGCGCUCAAGUUCCUAUGCUAACACAGUUUGUAAAAUACAUCUCAACUUUGGGUCAUUGAAAAAAAGCUCCAUUACAAAUACAACGUAUAGUGUAAAAUAUACAUUUGAAGGGGAAUUCAAUAGUGUCUUAAUAACACCCAUCUCCUCACCUUGCACCCACAGCGUUCUCGGAUGCCCAAUAGUGAAGAAGAGGAAACUUGCGGAGGCGGAGGCAGAGGCAGAAGAGAAUCAGCCUGCCCCUAAGAAAAAGACCCCGUCCCUGAAGUUGGCCAUGGACGAGGGUUUCAACGCAGCAGACAGUGAUGCUGGCAGUGAGGCGGAGCAUAAGGAGGAGGAGGAGUCAGAGGAGGAGGAGCAGGAGGAUAAAGAAAAUAACAAAACGCCAAACCCACUGGAGUCCAUGAAAGGUGAGUCAAGAGAAGACUAGAAUCCAAGGAAAAUAUCACAUUUAUCAUGGAUUGUUAUUGGCUAUUACAGUGGUAAAUAUUGAUAAUGAUACUAAAGUAAGUAAUGAUGGAAAGACAAAUACAGGGAACAGCUCUUUCUUUAGCAAUAACCUAUCAACUCUGCACUGUACACAGCCGAUUGCACACAGGUGGUACCCGAAGACACAGAAAAAGUGACGUCUGUCGAGUUCGACACCAUAGCUGCACCUGAAGUAGAGGCUCCGCAGGAGGACACAGAAGCAGCCACCACAACCCAACAGCAGGCUUCCACAGAGGCAGAAGCAGAAACAGAGGCAGAAGCAGAAACAGAGGCAGAGACAGAUACAUACAGACGCGAAGUGGAGGUGCAAGUAGUGGCAGAGAUACAGGCCGCUGAGGAGGAGAAGGAGGAGGAAGAUGAGGGGACAGUUGAUGAAGACAGAACAACAGAGCAGCCCAAAGGCAACGAUAAAACAGGGAGAGCAGAGAUUGAGGAGAAGCAAAAGGAGGAGGUAGGAGACGAGGAAGAAGAGGAGGAGGAGGGAGUGGAGGAAGAGAAAGAAGAGGAGAGGCAAUGUGUGAGUCAGGAGAACUCAGAUCAUCAGUACUCCAGUGGCGACUACAGCAGGCAUCAGGCAAAAGAGGAAGGAGAUGAGGAAGAAGAAGAGGAAGAGAAGGAGGGAGAGGAGAAGGAGAAGAAGGUAGUGGAAGAGAAGGAGGAGGAAGAGAAGGAGGAGGAGGAAGAGGAGGAGGAGGAGGAAGAGGAGGAAAAGGAGGAGGAGGAGGAGGUGAUCCACGUGGAGCCUGCCAUCUCUCUUGCCUCUAGUACGCUUGCUCAGAAAUGUGAGGAUAAAGAAGUGGCCCCGGAGGAGAUAAACAUUUGUACCCUGUUGACAGAAGAGGAGGAAGAGGAGGAGGAAGGAGAGGAGGAGACAGAAGCAGGGGAGGUGGAAGAAGAAGACCAAUAUUCUCACAAAGCCUCACCUACCACAGUGGUCAUUGAGAUACGAUCUGAGGAGGAGGAAGAGGAGGAGGAAGAUGACUGUCUCUCACAGGGUUCGGGCGUGACAGAUGACUCGGAGACCUGGGAUAUGACCCGGGGGAACUUAGGGCUGCUGGAGCAAGCCAUCGCACUAAAGGCCAAGCAGGUGAGAGGGCCGCACGACGACCAACAGUCUCCUGAGGACCAGCGCUACCAAAGCCCCGACGACAGGGCCAGCAAACCCAUGGACCCAGCCAUUCGACACAGAGGACACCACAGCAAAGGUAGGACAGUUUAUGGUUUAUCAGGAUAUCUUUUAACCCACCAUAGGUUAAUCUUCCAAUUAUUAUCCUGCUCACUCAACUUCUCUCCCCUUUCCAUCCAGACAAGAAAGAGGUGAAAUGCCCCACCCCUGGGUGUGAUGGGACGGGCCAUGUGACUGGGCUCUACCCCCACCACCGCAGCCUCUCUGGGUGCCCUCACAAAGACAGGAUCCCACCUGAGAGUGAGUACUUGUUUGUAGUACUAGCAGAGUACUAACAUGGUACUACCAAAGUGCUAACAGGGAAACAUUACUGCUUUGAACAAUAUUCAGACCUGUCACACAAACAUAUAUCUCUCUGUCUAUGUCUCUCUCCCGCCAUCUCCCUAGUCCUGGCCAUGCACGAGAACGUGCUGAAGUGUCCAACUCCAGGAUGCACAGGCCAAGGUCACGUCAACAGCAAUCGCAACACACACCGCAGGUAUUAUACUGUCCAACGAUUAUAACCUCACAUUUACAUUUUAUCCCUACACUUAAUUGAGUAUAUGGGAAAUUAGCUGUUAAUGAGCUGUAGUUCUAGUCACAAAGUUAGUCAAUCAAAAGGGAAACAAUUGAUUAAUUAUCUCUCUUUGUCCAUCUCAGUCUGUCUGGUUGUCCCAUCGCAGCUGCAGAGAAGCUCGCCAAGGGGGGCCAAUUCACCCCCAGUCACCCCCAGCCUUCAGUCAGCGAGCCCCCAACUGGGAGCCCCCACUCAGACAGAGUUCUCAGGUGAGCCCUCUCUCCUCCUCCCAUUCUCCCCUUACUACAAAAGCUGUCUCUGAUGCAUUUUACUCAUAUUUUACCCUUUCUCUUGCACAAAAUGUUCUGACUCUCUCUCGCUCUCUCCUACAGACCUAUGUGUUUUGUGAAGCAGCUGGAGAUCCCUCAGUAUGGCUACAGACCCAACAUGGUGCCUGCCACACCCCGCGCCAACCUGGCCAAAGAGCUGGAGAAAUACUCCAAGGUUUCCUUCGACUAUGCAAGCUUCGACGUCCAGGUGUUUGGGAAGCCUAUGCUGGUUCCAAAGAUGCCCGCCACCAGUCAACCCUCACCCAAAGCCAUCAAAUGUAAGACGAUCUUAGCAGAAAUAAUGAAAAACUAUGAGAAUGCAGGGAAACCAGUUAUAAUCUUUAUAGCAGAUUAAUAACAAGGUUAUUUAUUAUGGCCAUUGAACUGUCAUCAGAUCUGAUAACAAUAAGGGGCUAAAAAUGUAUGGAUCAGAGACAAAAGUAUCAAUAUAUGCUGAUGAUUCAAGUUCUCGAGUCCUCAAUCUUCAACCUUGAAGGGCCUUAAGAUAAAAUAGUACUUUAUUAAUCCCCCAGAGUAGAAAUUUGAUUGCAUCAGCCAAUACAUACAUUACCAAUAAAUACGCCAUAAAAACACAACAGACACACACUAAACCAGCACAUCAUCAAUGGAUAUAAAAAACUAAGUGUUUGUGUUAAAAGCCUCAUAGCAUAUGGUAAAAAGGAUCAGCGGAAACGUUCUGUUUUAGGAAAAAUAAAUCUGUCUGCUCCAGGUAGAUACCUGGCUAGUGUUGGCCUCUAUACUCCUGAGCUUCUUGAGGUUCCGCUUAUCUAGGAUGGGCUCUAGUUUGUCCUGGUUGGUGCCGAUGGUAGAGCCAGCCUUCUUGAUGAUUUUGUUUAGCCUGUUUGCAUCCUCCCUAGUGAUGUUACCCCCCCAGACAUUGAAGGAUCUGCGCUUCCUUAAAAAUAAUAGCCUUUGCUGAGCCUUUUUAAAAACCAUGGUGUUCUCUUUCCACUGCAGCUUAUCAUCAAUCACCACCCCCAGGUAUUUGUACGAGUCCACCCUUUUCAGUGUGACCCCAUUGAUGACCACAGCAGAUGCGCUCUCCUUCUUGCUCCUGAAGUCUAUCACCAGCUCUUUGGUUUUAGACCUAUUCAGCUCCAGGUGGUUUUGGCUGCACCAUGCCACAAAUGAGGAUAUUGCCUCCCUGUAUAGGGAAUCAUCAUUCUUCGUGAUGCAGCCUACAAUGGCUGAAUCAUCUGAAAACAUUUGUAGGUGACAGGAGGCUUGGGCGUGCCAGCAGUCUGCUGUGUAGAGGGUGAAGGGGAAUGGUGACAAAACUGUCCAUUGUAGGGCAUCUGUGAUCGUGAUGAUGGUGUCUGAGACUGAAUGGUUCUGUAGUCUGACCCGCUGCGGCCUGUCAGUGAGGUAGUCCAUGACCCAGGUGAUGGUGGAAGGAUGUAACUGUAUGACCUGGAGUUUGCAGGCUAGAAGAUGGGACUGGAUGUUGUUGAAGGCACUAGGAAGGUCAAAGAACAUGAUGCGGACUGCACUCACUCCCUGCUCUCUCCAAGUGCUCAUACGCUUUGUGCAACAUGAAUAGCAGUGCAUCUUCCACACCUAUCUUGGCCUGGUAGGCAAACUGCAGGGGGUCAAGAAACCCCUGCACCUGCUGCUUUAGUUGCGCCAGGACCACUUUGUCAGCUGGGAAGUGAGUGCAACAGGCCUGAAGUUGUUUAGGCCCUGCCCCUUGGUGUUUUUGGGAACAGGCACAAUGCAGGAGGAUUUCCAUAGUGUAGGUACAGUAGAGGUAGACAGUGACUGCAUGAAGAUAAAGUGCAGGAUCCUGCACAGCUGCUCAGCACAGUCCUUGAGCACCCAGGGUCUGAAUCCAGCCGGUCCUGCAGCCUUCCUGGCAUUGGUCAGUUUUAUCUGUUUCCUCACCAACAGUCAGAGUAAUAGCAGGACUGGUCCCAGACUCCGCUGCUGUAACCUCUCCAUAGACCUCCUGUCGUUCUGUGGAGAAAUCACAGUUGUCAAAGCGUGCGAAGAACUGGUUGAGCUCAUUAGCUGGUGCCUCCACAGUUCCCUCAGCUGAAUGCCCACCAUAUCAAUGAGCUGCAUCCCCUUCCACACCUCCCUGAUGUUGUUGCGAGCAAACUGUUGCUCAAUCUUGUUCUUGUAGUCCCUUUUACCAGCCUGGAUCAUUUGUUUUAAUUCCUUCUGUAUCCCUUUCACACUGACCAUGUCACCCCUCAGGAAUGCUUGUUUUUUCAUAUUGAGCGUGCUCUUAAUGUCUCUUGUAAUCCAUGGUUUGUUAUUGGGGAAGCACUUCACAGCUCUCUGUGGAACAACAUUGUCCACACAGAAGUUGAUAUAGUCAGCAACGCUGUUGGAUAGAAGGUCUAUGUCACCAUCAGAGGACCUGGAUAAUUUCUCCAGUUUCUCUGAACUAAAACCCAACCACAAUAAGUGUACUUACUAUAUUACUGAUUGGGUCUUUAAAAGAUACAAACUUUAAAUUGCGAUGUGGUUUAGCGAUGAAAUGGGCGGAUGGUGAAGUUGAUGUACUUGGUGUACAUAUCCUGGAAACGUUGAACGAUCUUGCAACUAUUAACUUUGAUAGAAAGUGUGGAGGGUUAAAACGAUUAAAUAUGAAGGCAUUAACCUUUUAAAGCCUCCGUUAUAUCUAAAUCCAAACUGGUUUUCCAGCAGGCUACUAAGAGAGGCACAUCCAAUGUUCAAAAGGGGGCUUUUUGCCGUUAUACAGAGUAAAGCCAACCAUUUCCAGUUGAUUGACAAUGGAACCCUGUUUAAAGUAUCCUCCUUUUUAAUUGAAGCCAUACAGAGUUGGUUACAAUUCCAAUUUCAUCCUCCAGAAGAGUCAGAAUAAAUAUUACAGUAAAUAAUAUGGCUGAACUCCAAUGUACUGAUAGAGGGAACGUAUAAGGAAGGUAUCAUGUUUAUGACUGAUAUUGUAAAUAAGGACAGUAAAAUUAUGUUGCACAAGCAAUGAACAAAGUUGUAUGGAGAUGUAUGCUCAAUACAAAAGUAUAAUCAACUCAUUGCAGCUCUGCCUCAAAAAUGGAAGAGGCAAUUACUCAAAAGAGAAAGGAAUGCAUUUGUUUGUCUGCCUCCAAUGAAAAACCAUGCAUGGCCUAGUAUGACUAGUAUAAAUAGUAAAAUGUAUCAGUUUCACUUAAGGUCGAGAGGUUUGAAAACUAUACCGCGUAAAAUUCAAGAUAGUUGCAAACAGAUUUUCAAUGUCCCAAUUCCAUGGCAUCGGGUUUAUGAACUGAUAUACAAAACAACAAUUUACACAUCAAUUAAUGAUUUUAUAUGUAAACUAUUAUAUAAAAUUCUCGCUACAAAAAUAAUGUUUAAUAUAUGGGGAAUUGAACAGUCAGCCCUCUGCGAACUCGAGGAACCAGAAUCAAUAGAUCAUCUCUUUUGGGAUGGUCUUUCGGUGGCUCGCUUUUGGAGUCAGGUCCAUGAGUGGUUGUUAAGUCAUAAUGUCUGUUCAGAUGGACCUACAAACAGUACUGUUAGGAGAUCUGAAAAACCACGAUCAAUCAAUGGGAAAUAUAAUUAUACUCUUAGGUAAAGGUAUUUAUUUUUAGGGCAAUCUCGGUAGAAAUGGUACAAAUAGAGAGGUUCAAGACCCUCGUAAGACAUCACAGUAAAAUAGAAGGAUGUAUUGCAGAAGUAAAUAGUAAAAUGGUAGUGUACUGAGAAAGAUUAGUUAGUCUGUCGACAUCUUAGGGUUGUAAUUAAGAAUAGUGAUUGGCCCAUACACUUGGAAUCCAGUAUGAUUUUAAAAUAAUAUACAGUGGGGAGAACAAGUAUUUGAUACACUGCCGAUUUUGCAGGUUUUCCUACUUACAAAGCAUGUAGAGGUCUGUAAUUUUCAGAAAAUCCAGAAAAUCACAUUGUAUGAUUUUUAAGUAAUUAAUUUGCAUUUUAUUGCAUGACAUAAGUAUUUGAUACAUCAGAAAAGCAGAACUUAAUAUUUGGUACAGCAACCUUUGUUUGCAAUUACAGAGAUCAUACGUUUCCUGUAUGUCUUGACCAGGUUUGCACACACUGCAGCAGGGAUUUUGGCCCACUCCUCCAUACAGACCUUCUCCAGAUCCUUCAGGUUUCGGGGCUGUCGCUGGGCAAUACGGACUUUCAGCUCCCUCCAAAGAUUUUCUAUUGGGUUCAGGUCUGGAGACUGGCUAGGCCACUCCAGGACCUUGAGAUGCUUCUUACGGAGCCACUCCUUAGUUGCCCUGGCUGUGUGUUUCGGGUCGUUGUCAUGCUGGAAGACCCAGCCACGACCCAUCUUCAAUGCUCUUACUGAGGGAAGGAGGUUGUUGGCCAAGAUCUUGCGAUACAUGGCCCCAUCCAUCCUCCCCUCAAUACGGUGCAGUCGUCCUGUCCCCUUUGCAGAAAAGCAUCCCCAAAGAAUGAUGUUUCCACCUCCAUGCUUAACGGUUGGGAUGGUGUUCUUGGGGUUGUACUCAUUCUUCUUCUUCCUCCAAACACGGCGAGUGGAGUUUAGACCAAAAAGCUCUAUUUUUGUCUCAUCAGACCACAUGACCUUCUCCCAUUCCUCCUCUGGAUCAUCCAGAUGGUCAUUGGCAAACUUCAGACGGGCCUGGACAUGCGCUGGCCUUGAGCAGGGGGACCUUGCGUGCGCUGCAGGAUUUUAAUCCAUGACGGCGUAGUGUGUUACUAAUGGUUUUCUUUGAGACUGUGGUCCCAGCUCUCUUCAGGUCAUUGACCAGGUCCUGCCGUGUAGUUCGGGGCUGAUCCCUCACCUUCCUCAUGAUCAUUGAUGCCCCACGAGGUGAGAUCUUGCAUGGAGCCCCAGACUGAGGGUGAUUGACCGUCAUCUUGAACUUCUUCAAUUUUCUAAUAAUUGCGCCAACAGUUGUUGCCUUCUCACCAAGCUGCUUGCCUAUUGUCCUGUAGCCCAUCCCAGCCUUGUGCAGGUCUACAAUUGUAUCUCUGAUGUCCUUACACAGCUCUCUGGUCUUGGCCAUUGUGGAGAGGUUGGAGUCUGUUUGAUUGAGUGUGUGGACAGGUGUCUUUUAUACAGGUAACGAGUUAAAACAGGUGCAGUUAAUACAGGUAAUGAGUGGAGAACAGGAGGGCUUCUUAAAGAAAAACUUACAGGUCUGUGAGAGCCGGAAUUCUUACUGGUUGGUAGGUGAUCAAAUACUUAUGUCAUGCAAUAAAAUGCAAAUUAAUUACUUAAAAAUCAUACAAUGUGAUUUUUCUGGAUUUUCUGAAAAUUACAGACCUCUACAUGCUUUGUAAGUAGGAAAACCUGCAAAAUCGGCAGUGUAUCAAAUACUUGUUCUCCCCACUGUACAUAUACACACACAUACACAUACACACACACACACACACACACACAGUGCCUUCAGAACGUAUUCACACCCGUUGACUUUUUCCAUUUUUUUAUGUCACUGGCCUACACACAAUACCCCAUAAUGUCAAAGUGGAAUUAUGUUUUUAGACAUUUUUACAAAUUAAUUUGAAGAGCUGAAAUGUCUUGAGUCAAUAAGUAUUCAACCCCUUUGUUAUGGCAAGCCUAAAUACGUUCAGGAGUAGAAAUUUGCUUAACAAGUCACAUAAUAUGUUGCAUGGACUUACUCUGUGUGUAAUAAUAGUGAUUAACAUAAUUUUUUUAAUGACUACCUUAUCUCUGUACCCCACACAUACAAUUAUCUGUAAGGUCCCUCAGUCGAGCAGUGAAUUUCAAACACAGAUUCAACCACAAAGACCAGGGAGGUUUUCCAAUGCCUCGCAAAGAAGGGCACCUAUUGGUAGAUGGGUAAAAAUAUAAAGUAGACAUUGAAUAUCCCUUUGAGCAUGGUGAAGUUAUUAAUUACACUUUGGAUGGUGUAUCAAUACACCCAGUCACUACAAAGAUACAGGCGUCCUUCCUAUCUCAGUUGCCGGAGAGGAAGGAAACCGCUCAGGGAUUUCACCAUGAGGCCAAUGGUGACAUUAAAACAGUUACAGAGUUGAAUGGCUGCGAUAGGAGAAAACUGAGGAUGGAUCAACAACAUUGUAGUUACUCCACAAUACUAACUUAAUUGACAGAGUGAAAGGAAGGAAGCCUGUACAGAAUAAAAAUAUUCCAAAACAUGCAUCCUGUUUUCAACAAGGCACUAAAGUAAUAAUGCAAAAAAUGUGGCAAAGCAAUUAACUUUUUGUCCUGAAUACAAAGUGUUAUGUCUGGGGCAAAUCCAAUACAACACAUUAAUGAGUACCACUCUCUAUAUAUUGUCAAAAGCAUAGUGGUGACUGCAUCAUGUUAUGGGUAUGCUCGUAAUCGUUAAGGACUGGGGAGUUUUUCAGGAUAAAAAAACAAAACAGAAUAGAGCUGUUCCUAGAGGAAAACCUGGUUCAGUCUGCUUUCCACCAGACACUGAGAUUAAUUCACCUUUCAGCAGGACAAUAACCUAAAACACAAGAAUUUUGAAAAGAAUAAUGGGCAAAUGUUGCACAAUCCAGGUGUGGAAAGCUCUUAGAGACAUAUCCAGAAAGACUCACAGCUGUAAUCGCUGCCAAAGGUGCUUCUACAAAGUAUUGACUCAGGGGUCUGAAUACUUAUGUAAAUAAGAUAUUUCUGUAUUUCAUUUUCAAUACAUUUGCUAAAAUUUCAACAACAAAAAAAGUUUACUUUGUCAUUAUGGGGUAUUGUGUGUUGAUGGUUGACAAAAAAAAUCGAAUCCAUUUCGAAUUCAGGCUGUAAAACAACAAAAUGUGGAAUAAGUCAAGGGGUAUGAAUACUUUCAGAAGGCACUGUAUAUUUAAUUUUUAUGUUUCCACCAAGUCCACCAACCAGGGGAUUAGAAAUGAUGCAAGUAAUGUUAUUUGAUAGAAUCCAAUUCUAUCUGCUAAUUUCAUAGCUGAUCAAUCCCCUAUAUAAAAAAAAUAUGAUCUUGGCAUUUGUUGAAUUUCUGUUGGAAACCAUUCUUACCAAAACAUAACUUUCACUUGUCACGUUAGUGUUCAUGAGAGAAAUUGGUCGGUAGUCUUGGAUCACAACCCUGCUGGUUAUAGGGAGAUCUGUAAUAGUAUCUUGGUGCAUGUUCUACUGGGAGGAUGAAUUCUCAUUUGGACUCCCACCCUCUCUUUCCUCCACAGCUAAACCAUUCCCUAAGGCCUCGUCCCCAAGCCAUAGCUUGUCAGGAGGAUAUGCAAAGAGCAGCUCCUCCUCGUCCUCCAGCGGCUACGAUUACUCCCAUGAUGCCGAGGCUGCUCACAUGGCUGCCACUGCCAUCCUGAACCUGUCCACUCGCUGCUGGGAAAGGCCCGAGAACCUUAGCACCAAACAGCAGGACCCAGCCGGCAAGGUAGGCCUCUCUGCUACCCAGCUCAGCCCAGCCUAUCCUUUUGGUGUUGGUAGUUUACAUUUUAGUCAUUUAGCAGACGUUCUUAUCCAGAGCGACUUACAGUUAGUGAGUGCAUACAUUUUCCAUACUGGCCCCCUGUGGGAAUCGAACCCACAACCCUGGCGUUGCAAGCGCCAUGCUUUAGUAGUUGACUUUACAAUGUCUUUCCCUCUUAAAGUAUUUAUUGGACACACUGCAUUACUUGACCAUGCACUUUCUGGUGAAUCAAUCUGAUCUUGAUAGAGCUUCUAACUUUUAUCAUCAAUGUACACAAAUAUACAGGUGUAGUAUCUUAAUUUGACCUAUAUUGUCACAGCAAAAAUAAUAACAGGAUUUGAACGUUUAGUCCAUAAUGUUGCUUGAUCUGUUGUUAGGCUAUUUGCUGGCCAAAAGUAGGCUACAUGAAAAGUGCAAUACUGCUAAUAUAACCGUAUGUUAGUGUUUUUUUUGUGUGUGAAUUUAUGUAAAUCAAGAAGCUCAUCUGCAAAAUAGUGAUCAAAUUAGGAUCCUACAUAUGUAUACACCACAGGAGGUUGGUGGCACCUUAAUUGAGGAGGAUGGGCUCGUGGUAAUGGCUGGGGCGGAAUCAGUGGAAUGUUAUCAAAUGCAUCAAACACAUGGUUUCCAUGGGUUUGAUGCCAUUCCAUUUACUCCAUUCCAGACAUUAUGAGCUGUCCUCCCCUCAGCAGCCUCCACUGGUACACACACACACACACACACACAAUCACACUCACACUCACGCUAACAUAGUCCUUGUACCUUCAGGAAAUUGAUAUUGAAGUGGAUGAGAAUGGGACACUGGACCUGAGCAUGAAGAAGCCCAUCAAGAGGGAAGGGAUGCAAUCACCAGACCCCUCUUCAUCCUCCUCCUCUUCCUCGCAGCAACCGGGAGGUGUUCCCUUGUCCCAGGCCCACCUGCAGGAGGAGUGGGAAGGGCCUCUGGACUUCACCAAGCCAAACUGUCCCAAAGAGGAGGAGGAGCAAGAUGAGGUAACUGCAUUACGCCAUGUCCGUGAAUAACACCAAACCAUUGGAAUUAUGAUAAUGUUAUAGUCUUGAGAGAGGUUAAAUCAACGUUGUUUCAACGUAAUCUGUCAACGUAUUGUGAUGUGGAAUCUACGUGGAAAAUACAUUGGAUUCGAAAAAAAUUAUCAACCUAAACUGUUGUUUUGAGGAAAACAUUUCAACCACAGGAUUAUAUCAUCAUGGUAACCAAUUUUCAACAUAGACAAACCUUGUAUAAAAUAUGUUGAAGUUGUACCUUUGAAAGAACGUCAGAUCUUCAAUGUAAUAUCCACUAUAAGAAAAAACUAUAUGCUGGACAGCACCUCCUACUGGAGAGUUGAUCUAUCUACAGCUAUCUCUUCGGUCUCCCAUCCAGGGUUUUAACGAAGUCCAACCUUGCUUAGCUUUGAUUUUGUCACUGACUAGUACCAAUGUCUUAUCAUAAGAAUGAUUGUUGCUAUCGUGUUGUGCUAUCGUGAGAAUGAUUAUCGAAGUCAUUCCAAAAGGUUGGUUCAACAGAACAAAUAAAAUGUAACCAUACUUUAUCAAUCAUAUAUCAUCAAUGAUGCUAUUUAGGCCUAUAUAGCAUUUGGGAAGUCAUCAACAGCUAUUGUUUAAAUUCAGCACAGGAUUUUUUUAAAAUAGACAAUAUAUAUAGGCCUAGGGUUUCAAGCUUUGGUUGAUUUCAAAUGUAAUCUACAAGUUGAUAAAAAAAUAUGUUUGAUUCACGUCUCCAUCUCAACCAAAAAUAAAAGUUAAAGAUUGUGAUUAAAUCAAAUCAAACUGUAUUUAAAGUGCAUUUCAAGUUUGAUUUGAUUUAGUCCUAUUCUCUAACUUAGAUUUUUGGUUGAAAUGGAGACGUGAAUCCAACAUGUAAAUUAUUAAUAUAUAGACAAACUGGAAUUAAGCCAGACUCAGUGGCACAGAUGGAUCUAUCUAAGCAGAAGAUACAGUGGCUUGCCUUACAACCUGAAAACUUGAGCGUGCAUAACUAUUCACCCCCCCAAAGUCAAUACUUUGUAGAGCCACCUUUUGCAGCAAUUACAGCUGCAAGUCUCUUGGGGUAUGUCUCUAUAAGCUUGGCACAUCUAGCCACUGGGAAUUUUGCCCAUUCUUCAAGGCAAAACUGCUCCAGCUCCUUCAAGUUGGAUGGGUUCCGCUGGUGUACAGCAAUCUUUAUGUCAUACCACAGAUUCUCAAUUGAAUUGAGGUCUGGGCUUUGACAAGGCCAUUCUAAGACAUUUAAAUGUUUCCCCUUAAACCACUCAAGUGUUGCUUUAGCAGUAUGCUUAGGGUCAUUGUCCUGCUGGAAGGUGAACCUCCGUCCCAGUCUCAAAUCUCUGGAAGACUGAAACAGGUUUCCCUCAAGAAUUUCCCUGAAUUUAGCGCCAUCCAUCAUUCCUUCAAUUCUGAUCAGUUUCCCAGUCCCUGCCGAUGAAAAACAUCCCCACAGCAUGAUGCUGCCACCACCAUGCUUCACUGUGUGGAUGGUGUUCUCGGGGUGAUGAGAGGUGUUGGGUUUGCACCAGACAUAGCGUUUUCCUUGAUGGCCAAAAAGCUCAAUUUUAGUCUCAUCUGACCAGAGUUACCUUCUUCCAAGUACCUGUUUGGGGAGUCUCCCACAUGCCUUUUGGCGAACAACCAAACGUAUUUGCUUAUUUUUUUCUUUAAGCAAUGGCUUUUUUCUGGACACUCUUCCGUAAAGCCCAUCUCUGUGGAGUGUACGGCUUAAAGUGGUCCUAUGGACAGAUACUCCAAUCUCCGCUGUGGAGCUUUACAGCUCCUUCAAGGUUAUCUUUGGUCUCUUUGUUGCCUCUCUGAUUAAUGCCCUCCUUUCCUGGUCCGUGAGUUUUGGUGGGCGGCCCUCUCUUGGCAGGUUUGUUGUGGUGCCAUAUUCUUUCCAUUUUUUAAUAAUGGAUUUAAUGGUGCUCCGUGGGAUGUUCAAAGUUUUGGAUAUUUUUUUAUAACCCAACCCUGAUCUGUACUUCUCCACAUCUUUGUCCCUGACCUGUUUGGAGAGCUCCUUGGUCUUCAUGGUGCCUCUUGCUUGGUGGUGCCCCUUGCUUAGUGGUGUUGCAGACUCUGGGGCCUUUCAGAACAGGUGUACAUAUAUACUGAGAUCAUGUGACAGAUCAUGUGACACUUGGAUUGCACACAGGUGGACUUUAUUUAACUAAUUAUGUCACUUCUGAAGGUAAUUGGUUGCACCAGAUUUUAUUUAGGGGCUACAUAGCAAAGGGGGUGAAUACAUAUGCACGCACCACUUUUCUGUUAUUUAUUUUUUAGAUUUUUUGAAACAAUUAAUCUUUUUUAUUUCACUUCACCAAUUUUGUGUAUGUCCAUUACAUGAAAUCCAAAUAAAAAUCAAUUUAAAUUACAGGUUGUAAUGCAACAAAAUAGGAAAAACGGCAACGGGGAUGAAUACUUUUGCAAGGCAUUGUUCAUCUCCUUCAAAAGUUGAUAUUUGGUUGUGUUGUCAACCAAACACAAUUCAAUAUUACUUUUGUAAGACAGUAAAUAACCUAAUGUUAAGGCUAUCUUACGAACUAAUGUAACAGUAUUUAUUAAACCUUAAAAUUAGUAACACAUCCAUGGCCACAUUUUGAGGUUACUGUAACAAUACAUGUAUUCUUAUGUAAUCAUAGAAAGUGUGCAUGUUCAGGGUUGCAGGUCUGUGGAAAUCUUCACAAUUGCUAUAAUAAUCUGCACAGAAUCUCAAACAGCAUUGAUCACUUGCACCAUGUACUUUAAUGUAACCUCAACUAACUGCAAUCCAGGUCAUUUAGUUGUGCUAUUAGAUUAGUUAAGCACAGUGAUAACACAUUAAGUUGUUGUAUAAAUAAACAAAAUAUCUGACAUUGUAUUCCCAUUUGAACUUUGGUUGUGCUUUUAGAUGGUUGAAAGCAUAGUGAUAACACAUUGGGAAUUCAACAAACGUUUGGCUGUCUUUUUGAGUGGGUGAAAAUAGGCUGGAAUCUCAUUGAUCAACAUAUCUACUAACUAUUACCCAAUUCUCCACGUUGAAAUGAUGUGGUGUGCCCAGUGGGUAGUGUGUGUUCUAGCCCCAGCUUCCAGUGAUGAACAACAAUUGGAAAUAUGCUAAGGCGAGACUUGUGUGACUAUGUUCUGAUUGCAUGAUUUUUUAUGCUGGAGAUGCCAUCUUUGCCAGGUCUUCUUUGUAAAAUUGCUUUUUUGUCUCAAUGGGACAUCCUGGUUUGAAUAAGGGAUGGAUGAAAUUAUAAGGUAUAAUCUCUCUCCAUCCUUACCUGUGUUUGUUUGACCUUCCCCCAGAUGGACUUUGUGGCCCACUCCUACACCUCCUCUGAUGCAGAGGAUGAUGACAUCACUCAGGAGAGCAUGGAGGACAGGAAGUACCCAGGCGAGGUCACCACGUCCAGCUUCAAGGUUCAGUUCUCGCCCAAAGACUGCAAAAAAGAAGUUCUACUGUAAGUCUGCUAUAAAAUAACUUCAGUCCAGCAUUCAUAACAACAUUAUAAGAGAUAAAUAAUCCCAAUUUUAAAUUUUCUAUCUAUGGAGUACUCUAAUCACAAGGCUGACACAUAACUAUUAUAAAGGACAUAGUUCAAAGUAGUACUGCCAUCCACCGUCACUAUGUUUUCAAUUAAUUAAUUAAUUUCCAAUUAUCUCCAGAUGUCCCACCCCAGGUUGUGAUGGCAGUGGGCACAUCACUGGAAACUACGCGUCACAUCGGAGGUAUGACACAGCCCCACUCCCCUGCAUUUCAACCAAUGCAGUCGGUAGCGCUGUUUCACAUUUUCCGUCUUACAACUGCAUACAACUGCAUUUAUAGUGUUUUUCAGGCACUGAUACUGAAUGUCAACUAAUCUACAAAUCUGCAUUACAAAUCCAGAACAUUCAAUAAUUACUAUACUCUAUUGCUCUCUUAUCCUGUGCUACGAUGAAUCCUGUAAACAAUAUUCAUUGUUGUGAUUGGGAUCGAGCCCUUUCCUUUAUUCUGCCCCUUAUUAAAUUACUUCACAAUAUCCUCUCCAUCGCUCUCCUUCCCUCUCUCUCUCUCUCUCUCCCUCCUUCUCUCUCUAUAUUUUCCAUAUCUUCCAGUCUGUCAGGCUGUCCUCUUGCUGAUAAGUCUCUUCGGACCCUCAUGGCUGCCCACUCUGCUGAACUAAAGUAUGUCUGUGCUUGUAUUCCCCCUUCCAUCCUUCCUUCCAACCCAGGGGCAACUCUGCUCAUGGAGAGCUGCAUGUGUGUGCAGGCAUUGGUUCCAGUUCAGCUCCAACACAUCUACAAACCUAACAGUUGUCUGACUUGAAGAUCAUGAUUAGUCAAGGAUUUGAAUUAGGUGUGUUAGUGCUGGGCUGAAAUAAAAGCCUGCACACACUGUGGGCCUCCUGGACCAGAGAUCCCUAUCCCUGUUCUAACCCUACUUUAUACUGACAUGACUGAACCCUGCUGAUCUUUGUAUUGUCACUGCAAUGUGCAGGGAUGAGUCUUCCCUCUGCUGCGAUCUCCUGUAUCAAACAAAUUGCUAUCCUAUAGAGAAAGAAUGUUAGCUACUUUUAUGAGAAAAAACGUUCAUAUGAUCUUUACAUUUGCUAUGCUAUGCUGACAUGACUUGUGCUGACCUCUGACCUCUGUCUGGUUGACCCCCAGGUGUCCGACCCCUGGAUGCGAUGGAUCAGGUCACAUCACUGGAAACUACGCCUCCCAUAGAAGGUAUACACAGAUAGUUUAUUGCUUUUGUUUCUAUUUUUAUUUCAUCCUAGUCAUUCCUACUGGAAGAUAGUCUAAAAAGGACUGUAUUAGAAUCCUUAUUUUCCUCUCUAUGUCUCUGUCAGUUUGUCUGGAUGCCCUCGUGCUAAGAAAGGUGCUGUCAAGACAACACCCACCAAGGAUGACAAGGAAGACUCUGAGCUUCUAAGGUUGGUCCGCGGCAAACCAUUUGUUUGCUUUUCUUUACGAUCCACACAACGGAUUGCCCUUUAUUCGGCCCUCUAGCUCUCAAACGCCUCUAGCUCUCAAACGAAUACUGAUUGCUUUCCUCUCUCUCUCUCGUUCCCCUCUCCUCCACCGUUGACCCUGGCUUCCCUCCCUCCAUUAGUAGAUGCCCGGUGCCCGGCUGUGACAGCCUAGGCCACAUCAGUGGGAAGUAUGCCACCCACCGCAGUGCCUACGGGUGCCCCCUGGCAGCGCGGCGUCAGAAGGAGGGGCUCCUUAACGGCUCUCCUUUCUCCUGGAAGGCCUUUAAGACUGAGGGACCCACCUGUCCCACCCCCGGCUGUGACGGAUCAGGACACGCCAAUGGCAGCUUCCUCACACACCGCAGGUAUUACACUUCAUCAAAUUCAAAAAAAGGUUUUUGUUUGUGUUCUUACAAACAUAAUACAAACAGCUGGGCCUAAACCUGAAAUAUUAUUAACCUACAGUGCCUUCAGAAAGUAUUCAUACCCCGUGACUUGGGUAUGUCUGUAUCAGCUUUGAAAAUCUGGAUUUGGGGAUUUUCUCCCAUUCUUCCUUGCAGAUUUUCUUUAGCUCUGUUAAAAUAGAUGGGGAGCGGAGGUGAACAGCAAUCUUCAAGUCUUUCCACUGAUUUUCAAUGAGAUUCAAGUCUGGGCUUUGGCUGGGCCAUUCAAGGACUUACACAUUCUGGUUCUGAAGCCAGUCCAGCGUUGCUUUGGCUGUAUGCUUCGGGUCAUUGUCCUGUUGGAAUGUAAAUCUUUGCCCCAAGUCUAAGGUCAUUUGCACUCUGAAGCAGAUUCUCAUCAAGGAUUUGCCUGUAUUUGGCUCCAUUCAUUGUUUCCUUUAUCCUUACCAGUCUCCCAGUCCCUGCCACUGAAAAGCAUCCCCAUAGCAUGACGUCACCACCAUGCUUCACAGUAGGGAUGGUGUUAGACGGGUAAUGAGCUGUGCCUGGUUCUUUCCAGACAUAGUGCUUUGCAUUCAGGCCAAAAAGUUUUGGCCAAUUCUUUUCUCAUCAGACCACAUAAUAUUUUGCCUUAUGCUUUCACGUGCCUUUUUGCAAACUCCAGGCGUGCUGUCAUGUGCCUUUUUCUCAGUAGUGGCUUCCGUCUGGCCACUCUCCUAUAAAGUCCAGAUUGGUAAAGUGCUGUAGAGACUGUUGUCCUUCUGGCAGGUUCUCCCAUCUCAGCCAAGGAACUCUGUAGUUCUCUCAGAGUGGUCACUGGGUUCUUGGUCACCUCCCAGACCAAGGUCCUUCUUGCCCGGUUGCUCAGUUUGGUCGGACGGACAGCUCUAAGCAGAUGUUUACAUCUAGACAGGUUUUUAAAGCAUGGCAAAACAUGCUGUGUAAAGAAAACUGAUGGCAUAUUAAAAUAAACUAAACUAACUAGUAUCUAGUCCACAUUGGCCCUAUUCUAGCAGCGCUCCAUCACUAGCCUUAUUUCUCUUUUCCUCUUCUGUUGUUCCCAGUCUCUCUGGUUGUCCCAGAGCCUCCGCUAAUAAGAAGAGAACCAGGUUUCCUGGAGAUGAGUACAUUACAGCAAAGUUCAGGGCCAGCGAUGGUAAGUCUGGACAUAACUUAAAUGUUUCAUCUGACAGUAAAACAACAAAUCUAAAACAAAUCAAUCCAUCCUCUUCGGAGGACAAAAAUAGCUUUUUUUAUACAGCUUUUUUGUUACGUAUACAUAUAUUUUACAUACUACAUAAAUGGUACUUUAAUAUACAGCAUUCACCUGACAAAGAUAUUUAUAUAAAGAUAUUUAUAUCUUUGUCAGGUGAAUGCUGUGUGUAUAUAUAUAUAUAUAUAUAUAUACAGUACCAGUCAAAAGUUUGGACACCCCUACUCAGUCAAGGGUUUUUCUUUAUUUUUACUAUUUUCUACAUUGUAGAAUACAUCAAAACUAUUAAAUAACACAAAUGGAACCAAAAAAGUGUUAAACAAAUCAAAAUAUAUUUUAUAUUUGAGAUUCUUCAAAUGCCACCCUUUGCCUUGAUGAUAGCUUUGCACACUCUUGGCAUUCUCUCAACCAGCUUCACCUGGAAUGCUUUUCCAGCAGUCUUGAAGUAGUUCCCACAUAUGCUGAGCACUUGUUGGCUGCUUUUCCUUCACUCUGCGGUCCGACUCAUCCCAAACCAUCUCAAUUUGGUUGAGGUCGGGGGAUUGUGGAGGCCAGAUCAUUUGAUGCAGCACUCCAUCACUCUCCUUGGUAAAAUAGCCCUUACACAGCUUGCAGGUGUGUUGGGUCAUUGUCCUGUUGAAAAACAAAUAAUAGUCCCACUAAGCCCAAACCAGAUGGGAUGGCGUAUCGCUGCAGAAUGCUGUGGUAGCCAUGCUGGUUAAGUGUGCCUUGAAUUCUAAAUAAAUCACCAGCAAAGCACCCCCACACCAUAACACCUCCUCCUCCAUGCUUUAUGGUGGGAACUACACAUGCAGAGAUCAUCCGUUCACCCACACCGCGUCUCACAAAGACACGGCGGUUGGAACCAAAAAACUCAAAUUUAGACUCCAGACCAAAGGACACAUUUCCACCGGUCUUAUGUCCAUUGCUCGUGUUUCUUGGCCCAAGCAGGUCUCUUCUUAUUAUUGGUGUAGUGGUUUCUUUGCAGCAAUUCGACCAUGAAGGCCUGAUUCACACAGUCCCCUCUGAACAGUUGAUGUUGAGAUGUGUCUGUGACUUGAACUCUGUGUAUUUGAAGAAUCUCAAAUACAAAAUAUAUUUUGAUUUGUUUAACACUUUUUUGGUUAUUACAUGAUUCCACAUGUGUUAUUUCAUAGUUUUCAUGUCUUCACUAUUAUUCCAACUCCAUAUUAAUACCCAUGCUUUUGGAAUGAGAUGUUCGAUGAGCAGGUGUCCACAUACAAUAUAUGUAGUGUUUUCAAUAAUAAUAAUUAAUGUGACAGUUUGUCCAUAAUGGGACAAAUCCUAAUUUCCAUUAAAUCAAAUACACAAAAAAAAAAAAUUAUGCACGCAUGACUGUAAGUCGCUUUGGAUAAAAGCGUCUGCUAAAUGGCAUAUUAUUAUUAUUAUAUUAUUAUUCUACAAUGUAAAAAAUAGUAAAAAUAAAGAAAACCCCUUGAAUGAGUAGGUAUGUCCAAACUUUUGACUGGGUUGUGUAUAUAUAUAGAUACACACACACAAAAGUACGUGGACACCCCUUCAAAUUAGUGGAUUUGGCUAUUUCAGCCACACCUGUAUAAAAUCGAGCACACAGCCAUGCAAUCUCCAUAGACAAACAUUGACAGUAGAAUGGCCUUACUGAAGAGCUCAGUGACUUUCAACGUGGCACUGUCAUAGGAUGCCACCUUUCCAACAAGUCAGUUCGUCAAACUUCUGCCCUGCUAGAACUGCCCCUGUCAACUGUAAGUGCUGUUAUUGUGAAGUGGAAACGUCUAGGAGCAACAAUGGCUCAGCCGCGAAGUGGUAGGCCACACAAGCUCACAGAACGGGACCACCGAGUGCUGAAGCGCGUAGCGUGUAAAAAUCGUCUCUCCUCGGUUGCGACACUCACUACCGAGUUCCAAACUCUCUGGAAGCAACGUCAGCACAAUAACUGUUCGUUGGGAGCUUCAUGAAAUGGGUUUCCAUGGCCGAGAAGCCGCACACAAGCCUAAGAUCACCAUGCGCAGUGCCAAGCGUCGGCUGGAGUGGUGUAAAGCUUGCAGCCAUUGGACUCUGGAGCAGUGGAAACGCGUUCUCUGGAGUGAUGAAUCACGCUUCACCAUCUGGCAGUCCGAUGGACGAAUCUGGGUUUGGCGGAUGCCAGGAGAACGCUACCUGCCCCAAUGCAUAGUGCCAACUGUAAAGUUUGGUGGAGGAGGAAUAAUGGUUUGGGGCUGUUUUUCAUGGUUCGGGCUAGUAGGCCCCUUAGUUCCAGUGAAAGGAAAUCUUAACGCUACAGCAUACAAUGACAUUCAAGACGAUUCUGUGCUUCCAACUUUGUGGCAAUAGUUUGGGGAAGGCCCUUUCCUGUUUCAGCAUGACAAUGUCCCCGUGCACAAAGCGAGGUCCAUACAAAAAGGGUUUGUCGAGAUCGGUGUGGAAGAACUUGACUGGCCUGCAGAGCCCUGACCUCAACUCCAUCGAACACCUUUGGGAUAAAUUGGAAGCAGACUGCGAGCCAGGCCUAAUUGCCCAACAUCCAUGCCUGACCUCACUAAUGCCCUUGUGGCUGAAUGGAAGCAAGACCCCGCAGCAUUGUUCCAACAUCUAGUGGAAAGCCUUCCCAGAAGAGUGGAGGCUGUUAUAGCAGCAAAAGGGGGACCAACUCCAUAUUAAUACCCAUGCUUUUGGAAUGAGAUGUUCGAUGAGCAGGUGUCCACAUACAAUAUAUGUAGUGUUUUCAAUAAUAAUAAUUAAUGUGACAGUUUGUCCAUAAUGGGACAAAUCCUAAUUUCCAUUAAAUCAAAUUUUCACGUAGUCAUGCAUUGAUGUCAAUGGGAGACUAAGUGAAAAUUCGACUUAAGUGGAAGUUAGGAUUUGUCCCAACAUGAAAAGGUGGGUCAAGUCUGGUCCAGUAAAACUGGAUGAUCUUCAAUUAUGUUUGACUGUUGCUAGUUGUUUUAUUGGUUCUAUCUGGUUUGCUAUUAUUUAUUCAGUUCUGGAUAAUGAUGAAGAUAUCAAGCAGCUGAACAAUGAGAUCAGUGAACUGAGCGAGUCCAACUCAGAGAUGGAGGAUGACAUGAUGAACCUGCACACACAGGUGAGUCUGCCACUUGUUAACAAUAACCACUAAAUACUGUCUUGAUGUUCCUAAUUCAAUUAGAAAUAAAAACAUUGAUUGUAUAGAGAGUUUGUGGCUGACUGAUAAGCUGUUGUUGAUUGGUUUGUGGUUCUCUGCUUCAGAUCUCGUCCAUGGAGAAGAACCUGAAGAGUAUGGAGGAGGAGAACAAGCAGAUCGAGGAGAGAAACGAUGCCCUGUACAUGGAGCUGUCUGGCCUGAGCCAAGCUCUGAUCCGCAGCUUGUCCAACAUCCAGCUGCCACACAUUGUGAGUUACACACAGGGAUGGAUCACUCAGAGCAUGCACACACACACGCACGCACACACAAACACUUUAUCUUAGAGAGAACAUUUUGACAUAACCUCAGUUUUACACACCUACAUGCAUAAAUGCACAUUUUCUAAUUACAAAUGAUCUAACACAAAUCUCCACAAAUGCACAGAUUAACGCAUACAAGCUUGUCUUUCUCUAACGCGUUACUUGUGUUUACUUCAGCAGGAACCUAUGUCGGAGCAGAACAUUGAUACAUAUGUGGACACCUUGACCCAUAUGUUCUCCAAUAAAGAUUGCUACCAAAACCCGGAGAACCGCGCUCUGUUGGAGUCCAUCAACCAAGCGGUAAAAGGUAUCGAAGUGUAG